CGCCGCGGUGGUUGUGUUAAACGUAAUUUAAUUUCUAUUGAAUCAAUUCUUAAAUAUUUUAAAAUGUAUACCGGAUUCCUUUUCAUAGUGGCUUUUGCUAUCUUGGCCACAACUGCAGUCUCCGACGAUUCUCUUUCGGCAACUGUAGAUGGAAAUAAAAUGAGCAUACCAACAGAUGAUCUGUGUAGAAAAGCAGGGUUUGUCAAAAACUCCAAUGUCGCCACAAAACACGCCGCUGCAGAAGGCACAAAUCAAGCUGCAACUGGCAGCAAAGAUGAGCCAGCGAUGUCCGUUACGGCCAUCAUUCUGACGGUCCUCGGCAUAAUGGUCGCGAUCCUCGGAGCGGGGUUAUUCGCCCUUUACUUGCAUAAUAAAACGAAAGUUAACUAA
Messenger RNA from Cydia splendana, 390 nucleotides. RefSeq lists its product as uncharacterized. The record is from RefSeq and is a predicted model, not a curated record. Lineage: Eukaryota; Metazoa; Arthropoda; Insecta; Lepidoptera; Tortricidae. The transcript has 5 exons. The coding region runs from base 64 to 390 and encodes 108 amino acids.